GUAAAUAAACUUUAUUAUAAAAUAUAAAAAUUAAAAUAAAAAAAAAGAAAAUUCUUAGUAAAAAUGUCUAAACCACAUUACAAAGACGAUUGUAAUAACUCAUUUCUGAAGAUGUCCAUGGUACCUUUGCCAUGUCAGGAAUGUCAGCUUAAUCCUACUGGCUGCAUACGAUCGGAGAGUAUCGAGUGGCUGCUAGAUCUUAAGGAUAACUUACCCAUCUGGAGUCGUUUGAAUGAAAUCAAUACCUGUGGUUUUAAACGUAAAUUGCCCAUGUCUAUUACCAAAAAUUAUGAUAUUGAAAUCCAGGGACGUUUGUGGUCUCUCUGGAGCCAUAAAUGUAAACAUAACAACAUUGAGGGCCAUUCAAAAUCUACACAUAAAUCAUAUAUGGCUACCACGGUACUGGCAUUAUGUGCAGCUCGUGUGAUACGUUUAAAUAUAUGGAACUCCCGACUAAUGGAUUGUAUUUUGAAGAAUGGCCGUCAAUUCUACCAGAAAAGUUUAAUGAAAUCUUGCUGCAGCAAUAAAGAAUUUCAGCUUGAAAAUCUAGACACCUACUGUUGUUUGGAAGGCAUACCAUUUAGACUUUAUAUUAAAACUGUUCAACAAGGACUUCUAUACAGCAUACCCCUGAAAUGUCAGCCUAAUUUGGCCUAUGCUUUGAUUCAGUUUUUCACCCAUUAUCAAUUUGGCCUAUUGGAGUGCAAUAAACGCAUCUUGGGAAUUGGGUUUAUAGACGGUCCUAAUGGUGGCUAUUUUAUGUAUGAUGCCCAAAGCAUGCAUCAACCUUUAUUUCCAAAAGAUGUCUCAGCUACUUACAUGCUAAGAACGAAUCACUUGCAAGUUUUACUAUAUUGUCUGAUUGUUAGUCUAAAUGUAACUUAUAUGCAUGCCUCAUUUUGUCUGCACCAUGUUGAAAUCACUGUAGUUGAAACAAAACUGCCCAAAAUAGAACGUGACCCUUGCAAGCGCAGCCAUUUGAAAUGCAAACGCAUUCUACCUAAAGAAUUUUGGAAAACACCCUCGGCUAUGUCACUUAAAUCGCCAUCUUCUAAAACAAAUUCAUACGAAAAGAUUCCAAUAUGCAAAAGUCUUCAUCAAAAACCCGAUGAUGAAAAGUCAAACAAACCAAAAUAUCGCCGCAAAAUUCACAAUAUCACUAAGGAGCAAGUAGAAAAUAGUCUAAUUAAACCUCUUGUGGAUGUCGAUCGCAAAAGUGAGGAAGAUCUUAAAAUCCAAAAGGAUUUUGUUAGAAUGAUUUGCUCAGAAACUAUGGUAAAUCUAACAACGGCUGAGGAGUCUCAGCGUUUGGAUAAAGACUUUAUGCAUAAUUUGUUAGAUAUUUUGGUGUUGGGUCCUAAGACGUGUUUAAACUUAAGUAGAAAUUCUAGUUCAGAUUCUAGUUCAGAUUCUAGUUCAGAUUCUAGUUCAGAUUCUAUUUCAGAUUCUAGUUCCGAUUCAAGUUCAGAUUCUAGUUCAGAUUCUAGUUCAGAAUCUAGUUCAGAUUCUAGUUCGGAUUCUAGUUUAGAUUCUAAUUCCGAUUCUAGUUUAGAUUCUAGUUCAGAUUCUAGUUCAGAUUCUAGUUCAGAUUCUAGUUCAGAUUCUAGUUCAGAUUCUAUUUCAGAUUCUAGUUCAGAUUCUAUUUCAGAUUCUAGUUCAGAUUCUAGUUCAGAAUCUAGUUCAGAUUCUAGUUCGGAUUCUAGUUUAGAUUCUAAUUCCGAUUCUAGUUUAGAUUCUAGUUCAGAUUCUAGUUCUGAUUCUAGUUCAGAUUCUAGUUCAGAUUCUAGUUCCGAUUCAAGUUCAGAUUCUAGUUUAGAUUCUAGUUCAGAAUCUAGUUCAGAUUCUAGUUCGGAUUCUAAUUCUAGUUCAAAUUUUAGUUCAGAUUCUAGUUCAGAUUCUAGUUCUGAUUCUAGUUCAGAUUCUAGUUCAGAUUCUACUUCAGAUUCUAGUUCAGAUUCUAGUUCAGAUUCUAGUUCAGAUUCUAGUUCAGAUUCUAGUUCAGAUUCUACUUCAGAUUCUAGUUCAGAUUCUAGUUCAGAUUCCAGUUCAGAUUCUAGU
Molecule: messenger RNA, 2058 nt
Organism: Calliphora vicina (urban bluebottle blowfly)
Lineage: Eukaryota; Metazoa; Arthropoda; Insecta; Diptera; Calliphoridae
Product: papilin-like
Exons: 3
Source: RefSeq, a predicted model, not a curated record